This is a messenger RNA of Raphanus sativus (radish), 3143 nucleotides long. Its product is annotated as ABC transporter A family member 7. Lineage: Eukaryota; Viridiplantae; Streptophyta; Magnoliopsida; Brassicales; Brassicaceae. The transcript has 16 exons. Gene Ontology annotation, molecular function: ATP hydrolysis activity; ATP binding; ABC-type transporter activity. The record is from RefSeq and is a predicted model, not a curated record. Gene Ontology annotation, biological process: lipid transport; transmembrane transport. Gene Ontology annotation, cellular component: membrane; intracellular membrane-bounded organelle. The coding region runs from base 185 to 3016 and encodes 943 amino acids.
GGAAGCUUCCCUACAUUGAAGUUUUCGCGAUGGUCGCUUUCUUGAUUUCGUUGACCAAAAGAAAUAGAAUAAACAAAAAUAAUGAGAAUCCUAUUUUUUAACCUAACAAUUAAACAAGGAAUAAGAGUAAGAUAAAAGAAACAGGCAAGGAGAAGAAGGUUCGGUAAGUCUUCUUCCUUCACCAAUGGCGGAUCCUGGUACUGCCAGUUUCUUGACAAGAGCCAAUGCCUUGCUUCGGAAAAACUUAACCUAUCAGAAACGGAACAUAUGGAGCAACGUUCGGCUUAUCAUGAUUCCUUUCUUCCUCUGUCUAAUUCUAGUGGCCUUUCAAAUCCUGUUCGAUACAGUGGUUAACAACUCUGAUGAUAACCGUUGUGGUUGUCAAUGUAUUCUCACCAAUCAAAAUGGCAAUUGCUUAAACAAGACUUGCGGUAUAGAAUUUUCGACUUCGGAUCAAGCAUUCUUUUGCUCCAUGUCUAGUCCUCCAAGAUGGCCUCCGUUGUUACAAGUCCCGCGUCCUGAAAGCCGUGCUGUUAAUGCUACUUUCCUUCCGGACAUGGGCCUACCUGAUGAAACUUGUAGAAGAAAAGGAACUUGUCCUGUUACCAUACUUUUUACUGGGAAUAACCAUUCCCUUGGAGCAAGUUUAUUAAGGAAUCUGCUACCUAGUUCUGUUACAGUGAACACCUCUGAUCCCUUGCAGGGUUUAGCCUAUAAUGUUUUGGGUACUGAGAUAGAGUCAGAGCUCACCAAUUAUCUUGAUCCAGGGAUUUCGUCAAAUCUUUCAAUCUACAAUAUCCAAUCUAGUUGCAAUUCAAACGCUACGUUUCCGUUGCUCUCAUUUGGAGACGAACCUCUCAAUUUUCAGAGAGAGCUUACAUGUGCUCAAGGAUUGAAUCUCUGGCGAAAUAACUCCAGAGAGGUCAAUGAUGUGUUAUUCAAAGGUUAUCGGAAAGGAAAUUUCGAGGGGAAAACAAAUGAGAUUGCUGCAGCAUACGAUCUUUUGAACACGGAUAGGAACAACUUCAAUGUGCACAUCUGGUACAAUUCAACAUACAACAACAGCACAGAUGAUAGGCCUUUAAGGUUGCUUCGAGUUCCUGGCUUGGUCAAUUUGGUGUCAAAUGCUUACCUUCAUUUUCUGCAAGGCCCUGGAACAAAAAUGUUGUUCGAAUAUGUCAAAGAAGUGCCUAAACUAGAAAGUAGACUUCGUCUAGACAUCGCGUCUCUUAUUGGACCUCUUUUCUUCACUUGGGUUAUUCUUCUUCUGUUCCCAGUGAUCUUGUCGUCAUUGGUGUAUGAGAAACAAGAGCAUCUAAGAAUCAUAAUGAAAAUGCAUGGGCUAGGAGAUGGUCCUUAUUGGAUGAUUACCUAUGCUUACUUCCUUUCCAUAUCCAUGCUGUACUUUAUAUGCCUGAUAAUAUUUGGGUCAGCAAUAGGACUCAAUUUCUUUCGGCUUAAUGACUAUAGCAUCCAGUUCACUUUCUAUUUUCUUUAUGUAAACCUGCAAAUUGCACUUUGCUCUCUAGUUUCUUCAAUAUUUUCAAAGGUCAAGACAUCAACAGUUGUUUCGUACAUAUACGUGUUUUUAUCUGGACUUGUGGGCACGUUUCUACUCCAGUUUCUUAUUGAAGACUCAUCGUUUUCUAGAGGCUGGAUUAUUGUCCUGGAGUUAUUUCCCCCUUUCUCCUUAUACCGUGGACUGUAUGAAUUUGGAGAAUUUGCUUUCCGGGGAAACUUGAGAGGGGGUGAUGGGAUGAAGUGGAAAGAUUUUAGUGAUAGUGCAAUGGAUGAAUUGUUCAUCAUCAUUAUUGUUGAGUGGUUUCUAGCACUCAUUGCAGCAUACUAUAUCGAUAAGAUUGUUUCAUCAGGAAAAGAUCCGUUGUUCUUCUUUAAAAGCCUUCUCAAGAAAUCACCUUCUAUGAGAAGGCCUAGUUUGCAGAGGCAAGGCUCCAAAGUUGUUGUUGAAAUGGAAAAACCAGAUGUCAAUCAAGAGAUAGAAAAAGUCGAGCAGUUGAUGCUUGAGCCGAGCACAAGCCAUGCGAUUGUUUGUGACAACCUGAAGAAGGUGUAUCCAAGUAGGGAUGGGAACCCGCCGAAGUUGGCAGUGCGUGGGCUAUCCCUCGCUGUACCUUCAGGAGAAUGCUUUGGCAUGUUGGGACCUAACGGUGCUGGCAAAUCAUCUUUCAUCAAUGUGAUGACUGGGCUCCUGAAACCAACAUCCGGAACAGCGCUUAUUCGAGGUUUGGAUAUAUGCAAUGAUAUGGACAGAGUAUACACCAGUAUGGGCGUCUGCCCGCAGCAUGAUUUGCUAUGGGAGACGCUGACAGGAAGAGAGCAUCUGCUGUUUUAUGGGAGACUUAAGAAUCUCAGAGGCUCUGAGCUCAAACAAGCUGUAGAAGAGUCUCUUAAGAGUGUCAACCUUUUCCACGGGGGAGUUGCUGAUAAACCUGCUGGGAAAUACAGCGGAGGUAUGAAAAGGCGGCUGAGCGUUGCCAUUUCGCUUAUCGGAAAUCCUAAGGUGGUUUACAUGGAUGAGCCAAGCACAGGACUUGAUCCAGCCUCAAGAAAGAAUCUAUGGACUGUCAUCAAGCGUGCAAAACAAAACACUGCCAUCAUCCUCACAACCCACUCAAUGGAAGAAGCAGAAUUUCUUUGUGACCGACUUGGGAUUUUCGUAGACGGAAGCUUGCAAUGCAUAGGCAACCCAAAAGAGCUGAAAGGAAGGUAUGGUGGAUCUUACGUGUUUACAAUGACAACAUCUUCAGAACACGAGGGAAACGUGGAGAAGCUGAUUCAAGAUGUCUCCCCAAGCGCCAAGAAGAUAUAUCACAUCGCAGGGACCCAGAAGUUUGAGCUCCCAAAGGAAGAGGUUCGGAUCUCAGAGGUGUUUGAGGCGGUUGAGAAGGCUAAGAGCAACUUUACGGUCUUUGCUUGGGGACUCGCAGACACAACUCUUGAAGAUGUCUUCAUCAAGGUUGCUAGAACGGGUCAAGCUUUUAAUGUCUUCUCUUGAUUGGGGGUGAUUCAUAAAACGUCAAUAUUUGUUUGUGCAUUUAAAAAUUGCUACUUUAUGAUUUUGUGUAUAAUUUAUCAGAAAAUAUCUAUCUUAUUAAAACAAAAAUAUUGUGUUGGACCUAAUA